Molecule: messenger RNA, 6247 nt
Organism: Neogale vison (American mink)
Lineage: Eukaryota; Metazoa; Chordata; Mammalia; Carnivora; Mustelidae
Gene: GIGYF1
Product: GRB10 interacting GYF protein 1
Exons: 28
Coding region: 692-3862 (1056 amino acids)
Biological process (GO): insulin-like growth factor receptor signaling pathway
Molecular function (GO): protein binding
Source: RefSeq, a predicted model, not a curated record
CGGACCCUCCCGCGUCUCUGCCCAGGCCGCCGCCGCCGCCGCCGCUGCCGCCGCCCGUUGCCCUGCUUCUCACACCGGGAGCCACUCCUCGGUUUGCUCCUUACAGCCGGGACGGAAAGGCGAAGGCCAGAAGCGGAAAGAGUCCAGGAGGGCUGCUGUUGCCACUCCCUGGAAGGGAGGGAGGAGUUGUGUGGAGUCGUGGACUUGAUGGAAACCGUGGAGGCCCUGGGGUCCAGCCUCCCCACUAGCCAGUGAGGGAAGCCCCCGUGCAGCUCCCUGAGACCUUGCCCACCUGUCCUCGCUUGGAACCGCCAGGGAUGAGCCGCCUCCUGAGAGCCGUUCCUUAGAGGGACAGGUCACUGCCACUGCCACUGCUUCUAUCGACCUCAUUUCUACUUUAUGGAUCUUUCCCGGAUGUGAAGCUCCCUCCUCGGGCGCCACUGCAGUCAGAUCAUCAUCCUGUAGCUUGGGGACCUUGGUUCAUUCCAGCAUUGGCCCCUGCCUGAGGAGAGCCCAGGCCCGCCCUACCUGCUUCCUCUGGGCAAGGCUGCCAAGUCUUCCCUCCUCGUGACAGUUCGCGUAACUCAUGGUGUGUGGCACGUGGCUGGCUUAGGUGUUUGGAGAGUGAACGUGCCAGGUCCCCACUCCUCCCUUCAGCCCCUCUGACCUCGAGGACACGCCCACCUCCAUAAUGGCAGCAGAGACCCUCAAUUUUGGGCCCGAGUGGUUGAGAGCCCUUUCCAGUGGUGGCAGCGUGGCCUCCCCGCCCCCCUCCCCCGCCAUGCCCAAGUACAAGCUGGCUGACUACCGCUACGGGCGAGAGGAGAUGCUGGCGCUCUACGUCAAGGAGAACAAGGUGCCCGAUGAGCUGCAGGACAGGGAGUUUGCUGCGGUGCUACAGGAGGAGCCGCUGCAGCCGCUGGCGCUGGAGCCGCUGACGGAGGAGGAGCAGAGAAACUUCUCCCUGUCAGUGAACAGUGUGGCUGUGCUGAGGCUGAUGGGGAAAGGGGCUGGCCCCCCCCUAGGUGGCACCUCCCGUGGCAGGGGCAGCACUCGGAGCCGAGGCCGAGGCCGUGGUGACAGUUGCUUUUACCAAAGAAGCAUUGAAGAAGGCGAUGGGGCCUUUGGCCGAAACCCCCGGGAGAUCCAGCGUAGCCAGAGUUGGGAUGACAGAGGCGAGAGAAGGUUUGAGAAGUCGGCCAGGAGGGAUGGAGCACGAUCCGGGUUUGAGGAGGGAGGGGCUGGCCCGAGGAAGGAACAUGCCCGCUCGGAUAGCGAGAACUGGCGUUCUCUUCGAGAGGAGCAAGAGGAAGAGGAGGAGGGCAGUUGGAGACUCGGGGCAGGACCCCGGCGAGACGGCGACCGCUGGCGCUCAGCCAGCCCUGAUGGCGGCCCCCGCUCUGCUGGCUGGCGGGAACACGGGGACCGGCGUCGCAAGUUUGAGUUUGAUUUGCGAGGGGACCGAGGAGGGUGUGGUGAAGAGGAAGGGCGGGGUGGGGGAGGCAGCGCUCACCUGCGGAGGUGCCGGGGGCCUGACGGUUUCGAGGAAGACAAGGACGGGCUCCCCGAGUGGUGCCUGGAUGACGAGGACGAAGAGAUGGGCACCUUCGAUGCCUCUGGGGCCUUCCUUCCUCUCAAGAAGGGCCCUAAGGAGCCCAUUCCUGAGGAGCAGGAGCUUGACUUCCAGGGCCUGGAGGAAGAGGAGGAAGAGCCUCCCGAAGGGCUAGAUGAGGGGGGGCCGGAGGCAGGAGGAAAGGAGCUGACCCCACUACCUCCUCAGGAGGAGAAGUCCAGUUCCCCCUCCCCACUGCCCACCUUGGGCCCACUCUGGGGAGCUACUGGGGAAGGGGAUGACGCCGCAGACAAGGAGCUGCCAGCAGCUGAAGAUGAUGUGAGGGGACUGCCGCUGAGUCCUGGCGUAGGCUCACCGUCUGGCCCACCUGGAGAUCUGGAGGAUGAUGAAGGCCUGAAACACCUGCAGCAGGAGGCGGAGAAGCUGGUGGCCUCCCUGCAGGAUAGCUCCCUGGAGGAGGAGCAGUUCACGGCCGCCAUGCAGGCCCAGGGCCUGCGCCACUCAGCAGCUGCCACUGCCCUCCCCCUCAGCCAUGGUGCGGCCCGGAAGUGGUUCUACAAGGACCCCCAGGGGGAGAUCCAAGGCCCCUUCACAACACAGGAGAUGGCAGAGUGGUUCCAGGCGGGCUAUUUUUCCAUGGCGCUGCUUGUGAAGCGGGGCUGCGAUGAGGGCUUCCAGCCCCUGGGUGAGGUGAUCAAGAUGUGGGGUCGCGUGCCCUUUGCCCCAGGACCCUCGCCACCCCCGCUGCUGGGCAACAUGGACCAGGAGCGGCUGAAGAAGCAGCAGGAGAUGGCCGCGGCAGCCUUGUACCAGCAGCUGCAGCAUCAGCAGUUCCUGCAGCUGGUUGGCAGUCGGCAGCUCCCGCAGUGCGCGCUCCGGGAGAAGGCGGCUCUGGGGGACCUGAGUCCACCGCAGCAGCAGCAGCUCGCGGCGUUCCUGCAGCAGCUCCAAGCUCUCAAACCGCCCAGAGGCGGGGACCAGAGCCUGCUCCCGACCAUGAACCGGUCCUUGUCGGUGCCGGAUUCGGGCCCCCUCUGGGACAUACAUACCUCAGCCUCAUCACAGUCAGGCGGUGAGGCCAGUCUUUGGGACAUACCAAUUAACUCUUCGACUCAGGGUCCAAUUCUAGAACAACUCCAGCUGCAACAAAAAUUCCAAGAGCGCAGAGAAGUGGAGCUCAGGGCGAAGCGGGAGGAGGAGGAGCGCAAGCGGCGGGAGGAGAAGCGGCGGCAGCAGCAGCAGCAGGAGGAGCAGAAGCGGCGGCAGGAGGAGGAGGAGCUGUUUCGCCGCAAGCAGGUGCGGCAGCAGGAGCUCCUGCUGAAGCUGCUCCAGCAGCAGCAGGCGGUGGCCGCUGUCCCCGUGCCGCCGGCGCCCAGCUCCCCGCCCCCGCUGUGGGCCGGCCUGGCCAAGCAGGGGCUGUCCAUGAAGACGCUGCUCGAGCUGCAGUUGGAGGGCGAGCGGCAGCUGCACAAGCAGCCGGCGCCCCGGGAGCCGUCGCGGGCCCAGGCCCCCAACCACCGCGUGCAGCUUGGGGGCCUGAGCUCGGCCCCUCUGAACCAGUGGGUGUCUGAGGCUGGGCCGCUGUGGGGCGGGCCCGACAAGAGCGGGGGCGGCAGCGGCGGCCCGGGGCUCUGGGAGGACACCCUCAAGAGCGGCGGGAGCCUGGCCCGCAGCCUGGGUUUGAAGAACAGCCGGAGCAGCCCCUCUCUCAGUGACUCGUACAGCCACCUGUCGGGUCGGCCCGUGCGCAAAAAGACGGAGGAGGAAGAGAAGCUGCUGAAGCUGCUGCAGGGCAUCCCCAGGCCCCAGGACGGCUUCACCCAGUGGUGCGAGCAGAUGCUGCACACGCUGAGCACCACGGGCAGCCUGGAUGUGCCCAUGGCUGUAGCGAUCCUCAAGGAGGUGGAAUCCCCCUACGACGUCCACGAUUAUAUCCGUUCCUGCUUGGGGGACACGCUGGAAGCCAAAGAAUUUGCCAAACAGUUCCUAGAGCGGAGGGCCAAGCAGAAAGCCAGCCAGCAGCGGCAGCAGCAGCAGGAGGCGUGGCUGAGCAGCGGCUCCCUACAGACAGCCUUUCAGACCAACCACAGCACCAAACUCGGCCCUGGGGAGGGCAGCAAGGCCAAGAGGCGAGCGCUGAUGCUGCACUCAGAUCCUAGCAUCUUGGGUGAGUUCGGGGGUGUGGCCACGAAGGCGGCUUUUUCCUCAGCAGGGGCCAGGAGCCUGGGGAGAGCUCAAACCCAGCUUCUCCCCGGCUUCAGGGUACUCCCUGCACGGACCUUCUGGUGAGAUCGAGAGCGUGGAUGACUACUGACCAGCCCGUCCCACCAGCCCCUGGGCUGUAGGCCAGGGGCGGCAGCAGCGGCUUGGACCCUUGGGUCCCCAGCCUGCAGGCUCCCCACAGGGAGCGUAGGAGGAAGCAGGGGCAGGGUCCCCAGCACUUGUUACAAACCACACGAUGCACCUUAACUCACCCACCACGAGGCACUUUACAGAAUGGGGGGGAAGGGUUUUUGUUUUUUGUUUGUUUUUGUUUUUGUUUUGUUUUUGUUUUCUCUUGGGAAAAAAAAAAAACAAAAAAAACAACAUUUUAAACAACCCUGAAGAAAACGUUAGGAGAGACAAGAAGAAAAAAUUGUUCAAAACUAGACUCUAAGCACCCCUUCCCCCUCUAGGGACAGUGAGGGUGACAAUGGAAGGUCCACAGAGGUUUUUGGGGAUUUUUUUGUUCUUUUUUUUUUUUUUUUUUUUUUUAAGAAAAAGAAAAUGAAAAAAAAAAAAGAAGGUUAGGAGAUUGAAAGAAAAAAACACACUGUUAUUUUGGGGCAGUGGGGACACGGGCCCCACGGACCUGUCCUGCCUGGCCCCCAAGGCUGCACUUACCCUCCCUGCCCCGCACGGUGGGCCAUUGGGGUAACUGGAAGCUGGGGUGCCAGCAGUUUGCACAGCGAGGCCCCCUCAGCCCCGCCAGCCGGACCCGCUGUGAACGGCUCCCUUUGUUGCUGUGACUGUGGCAGAGGCGUCCGGGGUCGGGGCCAAAGUAGCCCCUCGGCUUUGCUGCUUCGGGGGAAGAGUUGCACAAAUGGGCCAGGCCGCCUCCGCUCUCCGGGCCGCCGUCCUGUGCUGGCUGAUGAGGUAGAGGGGAAAGGGCCAGCCAGUGCCAACCUCAUCUGGCUGUCAGGGUGGUGGAGGUGCCGCUCUGGCCCUGGUGAGGGGCUUCCCCCACUGCUGCCAUUUGGGGGGGGGGCGGCCUGGGCGUGAAGCUGAAAGCCUCAGCUCCCUGCCUUGCCACAUGAAUGUAUUCUUCGGGCCACAAGCCCCCGCUGCGCCUUCUGCCUCUACCCUGCGCGAGGGGAGAGUGGAGCAGUGCCCCCAGGAGCUGGAGAGAGGCACCACUUCGGGACUGUUCGCUCCUGUGAAAGGGGCCGGAGGAAGGCCUAGGAGGCCGAGGGAGUGGGCGGCGCGGGGCUUCAGGUUGCGGCGUGGGGGCUGUUGGAAGGGAGUUCCCUGCCUGCAGCCAGCUACGUGGGCUGCGGACCACCCAGCUCUGCUCUGACCCCUCCAUUGACCAAAUGGGAGAGGAGCAAGUGGCCUCUCCCCUUCCCGCUCCCCCGAUGCGUUUUUCAUGUUGGGUAAGGUGCGGGGGUCCAGAAUGGAAGUGUCGUCUCUCCUGGGUCAGGGGUAGGCUGCCCUUCUGUCGCUCACCAACUUUUAUUCCCAAUCACCUACCUGGGUUUGUCUCCGUUUGUGGGUUUUUUUUUUUUUUUUUAAGUUUUUCUUUUGGGUCUUUCAUUUAACUUCUCCCAUCGACCUCAUUGCUCAGAGCGCAGUAUUAGGGCAGGAGUCUGCCACUGCCUCCCCUCCAUGAAUGUAUUUAUCCUUCCUGCCCUGGGGAAAUGGGGAGUGGCCUGUUUUCUUUCCCCAUCCAUCCCCAGAGAGACCACAUUUUUGUUUUUGUUUUUUGUUUUGUUUUGCACCAAAGUGGCAACUGGGUCAGUGUUGGGGGAUAAAGCUGGCCUCGGGGGUGGAGGGGCACCCUCCGCCCGCUUCUCCCUGGUUUCAACAGUGUUAGCGUCCGUGAAAAGACAAUGUUCUCUCUAAAGCAAUAAGGGGGUGAUGGGCCAGGGGGAAAUGUCUUGCUGCUGCUGGCCCCCCGCUCCCCCCUUCCUCAUGCCAGUAUUUGGCGGCUAGAGGAGUCGGGGGGGAUACUGUUGUGACUGAAUGUAACCGCCCCCACCCCUGCCGCAGCCAAUGCAGGGGAGGGGGGUGACACUCUUCCCUGUCUUUCCCUUCCCCUUCCCCCCUAGCUAAAGAGACUUUGAACUUAGGGGGCCCUUGAGCCUGGAGAGGCCUUAACCCUGUGAGGAAGUGUAGGGGGAGCCCUCUCCCACCCCCAUCCCCUUCUGAGAGUGGUCAAUGUUUACAAGCCCCUGAGCCCCCCAGCCCAGGGGCUCCAACCCCACUGUCGUCCUUUCCCAGCCCUCUUCCUGGGUCUUCCUGGGCCCCGGCUGCUCUCCCACCCUCCCUGGGUUGGGGUGGGUGCAGGGGCUGUUGUGUAUCCCCUUGUCUGCCUCGGACCCAAAACCUCCCUUACCCCCACCCUGUGUGACUCCCCUCUCUUCUACCUGCCCCUGUAAAUAUUCCCCUUCCCCCAAUAAAACUUGGUGUGUGUUC